Pocillopora verrucosa is the source of this 1107-nucleotide messenger RNA. Its product is annotated as microfibril-associated glycoprotein 4-like. The record is from RefSeq and is a predicted model, not a curated record. NCBI's taxonomy places the organism in Eukaryota, Metazoa, Cnidaria, Anthozoa, Scleractinia, Pocilloporidae.
AUGUUCUUGUUCUGGCCCUUAAUCGCUUUGUCUGUAACGUUGGUAUCAGGACUUGGUCGAGUGAAAACAAAUGAUUUACGUGCUGUAAACUUUGCGGCAGAGAUUACAGGACGUAAGCUUCUUGGGAGGGUUAUCAAGGAGACAGAAGAGGAAUCAGAAGAUGCUUGCCAGCUGUUAUGUGUAGAUGAAAGCCGUUGCCUGUCUUACAAUUUUGGACCAGCAGAGGACGGGAAAAGAUUCAAAUGUCAACUAAGCGACUCUGAUCGAUUUGCUGCAGUGGACAAUUUCUCUCAAGAUGACGAAUUUUCCUACAGGGGAAUACAGAGUUCUUGUGAGACAAGCGGUUCCAUUUGCGGCGGAAAAGGAAUCUGUAUCCCCAACUAUCAAGAUGGCAACGCAAGAUGCAAAUGUAAAGAUGGCUUCAGAGGACCAACUUGCGCUAUAGGGCCAGACAGCUGCGCUGAACUGCUUCGAGACGGUUGGAAUUCCAGUGGCGUAUACACCAUCAAUCCAGAUGGGGGAAAACCAGUGCAAGUGUUGUGUGACAUGAAUACAGAUGGUGGAGGUUGGACCGUUUUUCAGAAACGUUUAGACGGCUCUGUAGAUUUUUUUCUAGGAUGGGAACCUUACAAAUACGGCUUUGGAAAUCCUAAUAGCGAGUUCUGGCUUGGAAACGAUAAUCUUCAUCAUUUGACAGACUCUGAUGACGUCAUGCUGAGAGUUGACCUGGAAGACUUUGAAGGGAACAUCACCUACGCCGAGUAUACUACUUUUAAGGUUGCAGACGAGGCUGAUAAGUACAGGCUUUUGAUUGGAGGAUAUUCUGGCACAGCUGGUGACUCCAUGCUUGAGAAACAACCUCUAAGUGGGAUGCAGUUUUCGACCAAAGAUAACGAAAACGACAAAAAUCCCAAAUAUCACUGUGCUGUGAGGUUCAAAGGUGCUUGGUGGUACAACCGUUGCCAUAAUUCGAAUCUCAACGGCAUCUACCAUGGUGGGGCAUAUACCUCAUACGCCGAUGGAGUUUGCUGGGAAGGAUUCAAAGGACUUUAUUAUUCGCUUAAACGUACGGAGAUGAAGCUUCGACCCCUUAUUAUGAAAAAAUAA